CCACACACAGAAGAAAAAAAAACCCAUCAAACUUAUACAUUACCUAAAGAUGGAGUACUACAAUAACUACGCAUCAGCUGCUCGUAAUUUAGUUGUUGCGGUAGCGAUGAUUGUGGUGGUGGUGGUAGGGUAUGGUGGCAUCGGCGGCGUCGAAGCGGAUUCCGGUUGCGGCCAUAAUGCAACCGACCCGGCAAUGCCGCCUUGUCGUAACCACUAUGCCCUUUGCAUAGACGAAGUUAUCUCGGGAUUGCGCGACACGACUCCGACGAAGGAGGGAUUCUUCGACUCCAAGUCGGUCCCUGGAGGUGGCUUCCGCGGGGCCGUUACAGGCUCCGCCAGUUGUGUCCCGGGGACCAGCGUCGACAACUGCAAGUACUGUCUUUCUACUGCCAAAAAAUUGCUGGACGAGUGCAGGUCGGUCACUUCUGGCUCGUUCAGCAACGAUGUUUGCACCAUGUGGUACGGCCAGAUCAUGUGAAAAACCCCUGAUGAGAGUGAUCUUUUAGCAUUGCUGUAUGUAUCCCGGGUUGGUUGCCGGUUGCUUUCGAGUAUUUCUCCUACUGUACGAGUGUGUCUUUGUGAUUGAAGUUGAUUACAAGUGUCGCCGGAGUGGACGAGCUAAGUUUUAUUUGCUUUUGAAGUGUGGUUUACGUCUUGGGUCGUUAGUGUUAGUGCAUGCAUGCUUGUUCUUUCUUCUUGUGUUUUAAUUGAGUACUAGUGAAUUUGUUGUGUAACUUAAGAAGUAGAAGGAGGAGACGGAGGAACGAGCUGUAGAGUUGGAGGGGAAAACUCAAAGAGAGCAGUCUGCUUCUCUGUUUAAACACAACGAAAAUUCAAGUACAGUAAAAAAUGGAAAGGGAAGUU
Linum trigynum is the source of this 864-nucleotide messenger RNA. Lineage: Eukaryota; Viridiplantae; Streptophyta; Magnoliopsida; Malpighiales; Linaceae. The record is from the annotation of a GenBank genome assembly.